Molecule: messenger RNA, 3133 nt
Organism: Malaya genurostris
Lineage: Eukaryota; Metazoa; Arthropoda; Insecta; Diptera; Culicidae
Gene: Hexim
Product: protein HEXIM1
Exons: 2
Coding region: 506-1864 (452 amino acids)
Biological process (GO): negative regulation of transcription by RNA polymerase II; negative regulation of cyclin-dependent protein serine/threonine kinase activity
Cellular component (GO): nucleus; nucleoplasm; cytoplasm
Molecular function (GO): 7SK snRNA binding; cyclin-dependent protein serine/threonine kinase inhibitor activity
Source: RefSeq, a predicted model, not a curated record
ACGUACGUGAGAACAUGCUGCUCCAGAGUGCACUAGAGUGACUAUCUCUACUUAUACAUCCACAUCCCAUAUACGGGAAAGACAUCGAGACUUGGAAAAUCGUCAGCAGUCAGCAGCGACGAAAGAAGAACAGCAACGGAGUGAUUAUUUUAUGAAGUGAAAUCCAGUGGUGUACCUGGCAAGGGGUUCGGUAUUCAUUGUCGGCCGUGUCAAACGGUGGGAAGUGUGAGUUGGCAUUGUGUGGGGAUUGAAAAGUGAUUUUAGAGCACAUACCGUUGGAUACAACCCUGGUGGUCGUUUCGUUUUCUCUUUCGCCUACCCUUGCUUGUAUAAGUGCGCCACCACCGGUUCCAAGUGGUACCAUUUGAGGGUGAAAAAUGGCGACAACUGUUCGCUUCUGCAAGGAAUCAGUGCUAUUGAAUAAAGUGAACGAAUUUUGGCCAGUGCUGUAGACACGAAGUGAAAAAUUUCAGUGAGAGAUUAAACACAUUGACAAUUAGUCAAAAUGUCGAUUAAAAAUGCCAUAAAUACGGGAGAAAAAGAAAAUUUGCUGGCGAAGCAAAAUGACGUCGCACCAACACAGUGUGCGACCGCAGCGGUUACUGAGACGCUACAAGCGGCAACCGAGUGUACUACAGCAUCGGAAACACGAUCUGAGCCGACCGUGUUGACACUAGCGCCGCUAGUUGAUCCGUCGACCACCGGCACGAUGCUCGUUGAUGAAAACGACUCCGCCAGUGGGAAUCAGUUCGACAUUGCCCUAGCAACGUCCAGUGCUGGUGGUUCGACAAGAUCGUCCAGUAGUGGGGGUGGAAACGGAGCAGAUGCACCGGGUGAAAAACGUCGCAGCUCUGGCGAAAAGUCCAGCAGCAGACGGAAAACUCGUCGCGGUAAAACUAAGCGUGGCAAACGAUCGUCAAGCCAGCGAGCGUUCAGCAAGAGUCCGUGGAAGUUCCAGGUACCUAACCUACGCAAACGACGUUCCGAAGUUACACUAGGGUCAACUGGUGGGGGUGUGAUUCCGUUAAUAGCUCCUCUCCGUCAGCUGGAUCAUCCACUGUUAGUGCCAUACAACACCAACCGUUUUCUGAUGGAAGACCACAUGCCACAUGUCCUAACUCCAUCAGGUAGAACUCGUGAUUCUAGUUUUUCUAUAGAUUCAGAAGAAAAUUAUUUCUACUCACUACCAGAGGAUGAAGAGGAAUUUUUGACUAAGGAAUUCUCCAGCGUGUAUGAGGACGCGCGUUCGGAACGGCUCGAAGGGUUGAGUAAAAGCCAGCUGAUUCAGGAAUACCUCCAGCUCGAGGCUAACUUCGAGCAAGUCACGCGGCGGUACAACGCCGCCAAAUCGUUUGCGCUUAAGGAGGAAACCGAAAGUGCUGCGGGUAAUACAGCGACCAAAGACCCGACCGAGGGAGGCUCGGACCGGCGGCGGUUGGAGGAUAGAGUUCGGGAGCUCACCGCUGAGAAUCUCGAGCUUCGCCGACAGCUCGAGCACGCGUCCCGCAUCGGUAUGGUCCUGUCGGCUAAAUCGUCCCCACGAAACAAUGGAAAUCCGGUCGAGCGGAUGGAUAGUUCAUCCUGUACGAGCAGUGAGGAUAGUGAAUCGGACAGCUCGACCUCAUCCAGUUCGAGUACCACCGGAGAUGACGAUGACGGCGAUGGCAAUGGGAAACACCAUGACGCUAGUAGUUCCAGCAGCAUGAGCGGAGAUGAAGAAGAUCAACCAGGAGGAGCACCAUUCGGCUUGCUUUUUGGUGCAGUGGAAAACCCGCCACUGCCGUUGGUAGGUGAGGAUGUAUCCUUUCCGAUGGACGAAACUCGCACGAUACAACAAAACGGUAUACAUCCCGAUGAAGAUUAAAUAUCCGGUUCCUUUUAUUUCUCUGCAUCCGCUUUUUGCAUGGUGAUGCAGGUCAUAGUCACUAAGCGAUAACCGGAGCUGCUUUUCGUAGCAGUUGCAUAAGAAUAAUUUGAUAAUAUUUCUUUUCUAAUAUUGAUCUACAUUAGCGGUAAUCGGAAAACAUAGUCAUCUAGUUAAGCUUAACUGGAAUUCUCAAUAUUUGAGAGAAGUUUUUCACCUCAUAUUUGUUUCUGCUUCAAUUCAGUUUAGUUAUAAUUUUAAAAAGCAUUGAUAAAAAAUAACACGAAAAUAAGUCAUAAAAGGAAUAUUGUUCACAAAAAGUAUGCCCAUGUUUUUUUUAAAUAAAAUAUUGUGUUAAGUUUGCCCUUACAAAAGCAACUACUUGAGUUGCUACAGGCGUUGAAUACAAACCAAACCACAUCCACAAAUUCUUACACACAAAGAUGACGCAGGUCGUUGCGACAAAAAUGAAAUUGAUAUGUGAUUUCUCGAGUAAAAUAACGCUAUUUUAGUAUAUCGAAUGACAAGUAAAAUAUACAUACAUGAAUUAAGCUAUUAAGAGAGCUACAUUUUAUAGCGAUAACAAGACGGAAAUAAAUUAUGUGAUUACCAGGCGAAACAAAUAAGAAUUGCAUAUAUUUUCUAAGACACGGAAUUACAAUUCAAGGAAACAAAAGAAAAAAAAACAAAAACUUACCUCGGCGGACUCAAUGUUGUUAAUUUAUAUCUAGUUUAUUUCCAUACAUGAAUUUGAGUAUUUGAAUAAUAAUUUCGCUACUUAUGAUUAUCUUAAAUUUACACUCUUAAAAGGAAUCGAGAUAAUAAUCCUAUCGCUUCAUUCGACAUUACUAUAAAUACAAUAAAAUGAUUCGUUUGGCUAGAAUCCCUUUGUAUUUUGUCAAUCAUUCAAAUUUGUAGGACAUUAUAUACCAACGCCGAUCUGCAAAAGUCGAAGUUUUUUUUUACAAAUGUAACUGUAAUAGAUAAACAAGCGACAUCACAAUAAUUGAAUGAAGAAUGCAAGGCGAUUGUGUGAUUGAAUAUUACUACUGAUCUAUAAACUGCUAAACGAACGCUUAUUUCUGUUAUACAUUUUAAGGCAUGCAUUUUACAAUUUAUUCUAUAUUGUAUUGAGGAUAUAUUCGUAAGAAUCAACCAGGCGAUGAUAUGGUGAACAAAAAUCGAAUUUUGAUGAAAUGUGAGUUAAACUAGGUAUACGUGUUGUUUGAAGGAAAAAAGUAUAUUAAUGAUCAAAUCAAUAAAACAAAA